Parnassius apollo (apollo) is the source of this 3411-nucleotide messenger RNA. Lineage: Eukaryota; Metazoa; Arthropoda; Insecta; Lepidoptera; Papilionidae. The record is from the annotation of a GenBank genome assembly.
AUGACCCAACCACGAAACGGUGCCGGGCUUGGGCGUCUCCCGUUAUUUGGCGCCCAUAAAAUGGAUGAUGGAAAAACACAAAAAGGAACGCGCAUAGGGCCGCUGCCUGGGGGUCGCCGGGGCGCGUCUGGAGCUGGCGCUGAACGCGGCAGCAUGCGGGCCGCCAGCCGAGUGCGAGGAGCUGCACGAUCACCUAGCAGCCCCUCGCAUCCAUCAUCCCCACCAGAAGGCUUGGUGUCGGCUGGGUCUUCCCGGACCCAGCAAGCGGCACCCGCUGCUGGUGGAGCACGUCGUAUGCGUUGGACAAAAUCCAUGAACGAAAACGCAUUGCGGGCGUACUAUAGGGCGAAAGGGGAAGAAACUGUGGGAAUAGCGUAUAGGUCUCGGAGGCAUUGCUUUUUUGCUGAGCUGGAGCCGUCUAUCCCCGUCACGGAACAAAACCUGGCAGACCGAGUUCGGUACAUCAUGCGCUCGAAAAUAUUUGAUGAUGCCGAACUCGAACGACUACGACGUGAGGCUAUUCUGACGUCGAAUGAAUCGGCUAUGGCUGGAGAUGCAGCUCCACAUUCGACAGACCAGCAUCCACACGUGGAAGCCGCCAUGGAUCUUCCAGUUGUGGUUGAUUUGAACGACGAUGAAAUAGUCUCCCACGAACUAGAGCAAAUGAGGAUUAUAUUGGAAGAGGCGAUUUUGGAAACGCGCAGCACCCCUCUCGAAAAUCGACCGCAACUUCCCCGCAUACCCUUAAGCAAGCGAAAUCGGGCUGUCGCGAGGGCUCUUAACCCAAUGCUGGUGACCUAUUUGGAAGCCAGCCGGGACCUUUGCGAGACGGACUCGAUUCUCUUUGGCGCCGCAGUGGCAGUUUGCCGUAUUAUUGGCGCCAAACUUCCCACGGCUGGACGCGCUACUACACAAACUAACGCCAUCCCAGCCUGGAGGAAAAGAAUCGAGGACCGUAUCGCAAAGGCAAGGGCCCUUAUCGGCAGACUGACAAGCUUCAGGUCGGGUAAUAAUAGACCGAGGAUUAUGCGCACCGUUAGGAUGGCGUUUGCUGGGACAAAUAUCAGUUUGUCCCAGCCGGAUAUCACGCAGAAACUAACGGAGCGCAUAGACGACCUGAAGCAAAAGAUCGCUGCUUGGGGGAAGCGGAUUCGACGAUUUUCCGAGGGGUCAAGGCGGUUCAACCAGAAUCGUCUCUUCCAGAGUGAUCAGAAGAGGCUCUAUAAAUUAUUGGAGCGACCAAAGGUAUGUGGAGCGGGCCAAGGACUGGAUCAGGCUGACAUUAUCGCAUUCUGGCGUGGCCUGUGGUCAGAGCCCGUAAACCACAGUGAGGGCCCUUGGAUGGAAGUUGUGGCGAGCCAGGGUGCGAGUGUUACGCCUAUGGACCGCAUCACCAUAACGCCAGAAGACGUGGCUGAGGUGGUCCGUAGGGUCCCGAACUGGAAAAGUCCGGGGCUCGACGGGCUGCAUCAUUACUGGCUGAAGGGACGAAUUGAGUCAUCUAGAGGUUUCGACCUUAAGAGAGGUGGAAAGAUCGACGCGAUGACAGAAAAUGACACCUAUAAAUAUCUGGGCAUCACCCAAUCACUUCGAAUCAAUCACGGUGAAAUUAGGUCGAAGAAGUACAGCACUGAAAAGUUGACUAAGUACCAGCGGUUAGCUGAAGAAAUCCGACAGUUAAGGCGACAGCAGCAGGUGCUUAUCGUCCCGCUGAUUCUCUCUACCACGGGAGUUGUUCCUAAAUCCCUUACUGACAAUUUAGCUAAGCUGGGCAUUUCAGUGAGGAAAAAACAUGUGUGGACAAGUGAUAAAAUUGUAAAGUCUCCGUUCCAAGACGUCAUAAUUCCAAACCUAACAGUUGCGGAAUACGUAUGGAGAAACUUAGAUAAGUGGCCAACAAAAACUGCCAUGAUAUGCAGUGUUACGAAUAGGCAGUACACCUAUGAAGAAAUAUAUAAACAAUCUCAUAUUCUUGGCGCAAACUUAAGAAAGAAGCUUAAAAUCGAUAAUGGAGAUGCUGUAGCAAUUAUGUUACCCAAUUUGCCUGAAUACCUAACGGCAGUUUUUGGAGUACUUAACGCUGGAGGUUUAGCUACAACUCUGAAUCCAAAUUAUAGUGCUCAUGAAGUUCAUAGACAAGUUUUAAUGUCGAACACAAAGUUAAUUUUUGUCACACCUGAAGUGGUUCCAACAGUUAAAAAAGCAUUAGAUUUAUGUAAAAGAAAUAUUCCGAUUGUCGAAGUUAAUUUUAAUGGUAAUCUACAAGAAGGAACAAUAUCUUUUAAGGAACUAGUAGAGGAUAACUAUGUUGAUCUCAACAUUCUAAAGGAAGUUAAAAGAAGUGCUGAAGAUGUUGCGUUUUUACCUUACUCCAGUGGUACGACGGGCUUACCUAAGGGCGUAGAACUGACAAACAGAAAUAUUAUUGCCAACGCGGAGCAACAGAAUAAUGAAUUAAGAUUUUAUGCAUACACUACAGAUUCGCAUCAAGAUAACUUAUUGGUUUGCUUGCCAAUGUUCCAUUCAUAUGGCUUAUCAAUUCUGGCACUACAUAAAUUCUCCGUUGGUUUAAAAUUGGUAACACUGCCAAAGUUCCACCCAGAAACGUUUGUACAAGCGCUGUCGAAGUUUAAUUUUAAUUUACUUUACUUGGCACCACCAAUAGUUAUAUUCCUCGGUACACAUUCUCAAGUGGUUUCCAAAUACUUUGAACAUUUAAGAUGUGUUACAUGUGGAGCUGCUCCGUUACCUAUGGCUGAUAUUCGAAAGUUCUUAAAUAAAGUUCCCGAAAACGUUCACUUUAGCCAGGCUUAUGGUUUAACAGAAACGGGUCCGCUUGCAACUGCCUGUCCUAUUGGUUACAAAAAUUACAAAAAAGUUGGUUUUGCAUUGCCAAAUAUUGAACUAAGGGUCAUUGACGGAAAUUUAAAUAAUCUUGGUCCCAAUGAGGUGGGCGAACUUCUAAUAAAAGGACCAAAUGUAAUGAAAGGUUAUAAAGAUAAUCCAGAAGCCAAUAAACAAGUAUUCGUAGACGAUGUCUGGCUAAAGACUGGCGACUUAGCUGAGAUCGAUGAAUUCGGUGCCGUUACUAUUGCAGACCGACUUAAAGAAUUGAUAAAGGUAAAUGCUUUCCAAGUACCUCCAGCAGAAUUAGAAAGUGUCUGUAAAGAACAUCCUGCAGUGCACGAUGUUGCUGUUGUGGGUGUUCCUGAUGCCAAAACUGGUGAAAAACCUAAAGCAUUUAUAGUAUUGAAAGGAAACAUUAACGUUAGUGAUACGGAAAUCCUGGAUUUUGUAGCUGAAAGAGUGGCUCCAUAUAAAAGAAUAAAAGAAAUAUCAUUCAUAGAGGAUAUACCAAAGAAUCCGUCUGGAAAAAUUUUGAGAAGAGUAUUACUUGAAAAAUAUUGUUAA